This is a messenger RNA of Carassius gibelio (silver crucian carp), 3919 nucleotides long. Its product is annotated as potassium channel subfamily K member 10-like. Gene Ontology annotation, molecular function: potassium ion leak channel activity. The transcript has 7 exons. NCBI's taxonomy places the organism in Eukaryota, Metazoa, Chordata, Actinopteri, Cypriniformes, Cyprinidae. Gene Ontology annotation, biological process: potassium ion transmembrane transport; stabilization of membrane potential. The coding region runs from base 187 to 1884 and encodes 565 amino acids. The record is from RefSeq and is a predicted model, not a curated record. Gene Ontology annotation, cellular component: membrane.
GGAGUGCACGAGCAUCUCUCCUCGUCCUCAUCCUCAUCAGUGCGCGCGGCGCGCUCUCGGGUCUGAAGCGUUCGCUUUCUCUAAAGAAGCAGAAACACUCCGAGAGAAGCGAGAAUGUAACAGAUUCGUCUCUCCGAACUGUUAGGAUAGUUUUAUUUUACUCUGACACGGAAAGGCGUGAUCAUCAUGAAAUUCCCGUCAGAGAAUCAGAGGAAACAGGUGAACUGGGAUCCUGAACGAGUGGCUGUCCAGACAAACAUCGUCCCUCCGAAGAAGGUGCAGUCCAGUCUGGUCCAGGCCAGCGUAGCAGCCAUGCAGAACCCGAUGGGCUGUGAGGUCAAAGCUAACGGUCACUGCGCUCUCCCGCGCCUCUCCAUCUCGUCCCGCUCGGCCAGCGUGGUGACUGGGAUGGAUGCAGACGGUGCUGCGCCGCACUCGGUCAUGAAGUGUAAGACGGUGGUGGCCGUGUUUGUGGUGGUGGUGAUGUAUCUGGUGUGUGGAGGUCUGGUCUUCUGCGCGCUGGAGCAACCCUUCGAGAGCAACCAGAAGGACAACAUCACGCAGGAGAAGGCCCUGUUCCUGGAGAGGAACCCCUGUGUUUCUCCAGCCGAGCUCGAGGCCCUUAUCAAGCAUGCAGUAGAUGCGGUCAGCGCUGGCGUGAGUCCCAUUGGAGACACGUCCUAUAAUUCCAGCCACUGGGACCUCAGCAGUGCUUUCUUCUUCGCUGGAACCGUCAUCACCACGAUAGGCUAUGGGAACAUCGCUCCCAGUACUGAGGGCGGCAAGAUUUUCUGCAUCCUUUACGCCAUAUUUGGCAUCCCUCUGUUUGGCUUCCUCUUGGCCGGGAUCGGUGAUCAGCUAGGGACCAUGUUUAUGAAGAGCAUUCUGAAAGUGGAGAAAGUUUUCAGGCAAAAACACAAGCAAAUCAGUCAGACUAAAAUCCGUGUCACCUCCACUAUACUCUUCAUCAUUGCUGGCUGCAUCAUUUUUGUCACCAUCCCAGCAGUGAUUUUCAAACACAUCGAGGGAUGGAGUACUUUAGAAUCCAUUUACUUUGUUGUCAUUACUCUGACAACCAUCGGCAUUGGAGAUUAUGUAGCAGGAGGAGAUCGCAAAAUAGAAUACAUGAAAUGGUACAAGCCUCUGGUCUGGUUCUGGAUUUUGGUGGGUCUGGCAUAUUUCGCAGCGGUCCUGAGCAUGAUUGGAGACUGGCUCAGGGUUCUGUCCAAGAAAACAAAAGAAGAGGUCGGAGAGUUUAAGGCCCAUGCGGCAGAAUGGAAAGCAAAUGUUCGGGCAGAGUUACGCGAGACACGGCGACGCCUCAGCGGCGAGAUCCACGACAAACUACAGCGUGCGGCCACCAUCCGCAGCAUGGAGCGCAGACGUCUGGGUCUGGAGCAGAGGGCGCAGUCACUAGACAUGCUGUCACCUGAAAAGCGUGCCGUUUUCUCUAGUCUGGACACCAGGCGAUUUCAAACCUCCUCACAGGAGAGCAUCGACACUAAACUGAACAACCUGCGACUGAAGGCGGAGCACAGUGAACAGCAGGCGUCCUCCGAGGAGAACAUCUUCAACCGCUUCGGUUCGCUCACCAAACUGGCCAAGCGCAACAGGAGCAAAGAUCUCCACAGGAACAUCCCGGAGGACACCAGCAGGCUGAGCGAUGUCCUCAGCAGCAACAGCAGCAACGUCACUCUGGGAGAAGAGAGAAGAGAGGACGAGGAGGAGAUGGAGGAAGAGAAAACAGCAAUGGAGGCCAACACUGGCUUCACGCGUCUGCCUCACUAUCCCGAUGAACCCAAACAGCAGAACGGUUUCGCUCCGGCUCAGGCCAAAGAACAAGAGCGAAAUAAAAGACUGGAGCAGAAAGAACAUCAACCGUAGGCAGACAGUGACAGGGUGAACAUGUGCCUUUGUGUUUUGUAAGCUGCGGUUUGACUCGUUAUCGAUCAACUGGAGCUGAUUUUCACUGUGACAAAUGACAAGUUGCCAAAAAUAUGAAAAGACACAGAGAGCUCAAGGAAUACAGACUGACAUCACCUUAAACUGUAAAUUCUGUCAUUGUUUACUCACACUUGUGUUGUUCCAAACCUGCAUGAAUUUCCUCCUUCAAUGGAAAGCUCCAAAAAAGACAACAACAAAAAUUUCACUGAUGUUACAUUUGGUGCUAUAUACCAUUUUCAAUUUGAAUGAGAUUGACAGUUGUGGUGGAAAGUAAGAUUUCAGUGAAUAACGACUUUUUUGGAACUUACUAUGAAUUUUUUCACAUUAUUAUUAAUAAUGCAAUACAUCUGCUUUAGUCAGAAAUCAUAUUGAAACUCAUAUAAAGAAACUCAAAUGGGUUUAAUGAGGAUUGAUUACUCAUCACAGGACAGUCAACAAAGGCUUUUGCUCUUUUCGAAGGUGUGAAAACUGUAAAUCACGAUGUCUUAGGAAAGAAAAACAUGGAUAUCUACUGCUGCUCAGAUGAAUCUGUCAUCUACGAUGGCAAAUCAUGAACUUCUAUGAAACACUAAUUUAUUGAAUUUGGUUGAAAAUUGAGAUGUGAGAUGUGAGAUGUGAAAUUGAUUGUGAUGCCAGAGAUUAAACAACAACGAUUUAUCUGAUCGUAAAAUACUGCUUUCACACAGAACUCUAUCAACAUAUCAAACCCCCUCAAAAUGACUGGAAUCAAAUCCAUACUGAUGAUAUUAAAUGAAAAUGAAACCCAAUUUUCUCAAAGUAUUAGAACAAGAUGAACAAAUGGCAUCUGUAUAAGACAUACAGUGACCCCCAAAAAUAUCUAGACACACUUCAGUCACACAUAAAACUUUGUGAAUAUCAUUGCAUUAUAAAAAAUAAAAUAUCACAACAAAAGUCUUUUAUUGUAAAGAAAGAUGCAAUCUUUACAAAACAUCACACAAAAACUUUGUACCAUUAUAAAUGGUUAUACGAUUGAUCUAGUGUUGAAAAUAUGAUGAACAUGUCAUUAUACAGAGUUGUGUCCUGAUAUGUCACAAAAACAAACACACACAUUACAUCCCAAGAUAUUACGGUAAUCGUACUCAUGCUCUGUGUUGUCAUGGUGAUCACAUCAAUACUUGUGCAAAACAUGACAUCAAAUGUACUAAUGAGUGCCUUUGGGAAAAUAAAUCAUGAAAUGUGGCUUUUGCUUUGUAGCAUUUACUGGUGAACCAAUUAGAAAGUCAGACAGAAAGGUAUACAAAAAUGCCAAUAAAACACAUCAGUGAAUCAAAGUUCCUAUUACAUAACAUGCAUUGCUUUUAUGUGCUUAACACUUGUGCAACCUUUUGUCCAGUUUUGUGCUUUUCAGGUUGUUUUUUUUUUUUUUUUUGGAACAUUUUGCAUGUGUUUUUGCCAACUGCGUACAUUUUGGCACAGUUGCGUAUUUUAUGGGAAUUUUACUAUUUUAGUUCCAUUUCCUUUAAUAAAUCUAUUUUGCACUUGGUACACAAAAUUGUUCCUGUCAGGACCUUUUUUACCAGAUGGUUUCAUUUUUUUCAGGUUUGGCCUAUAAAGCAAAUACUUGCUUGGUUCCUGUUUUCUGCAUAUUAUAGAGCCAAUUGGAAAAAUAAUGCAACUACAAUUGUGUGGGUGUGUUGGUUUGUAUGUGUUAUAUUAUAUUUAAAAAAGUGUGUGCGUGUGUAUGAAAAACUCUAUUGCAAAUCACAAAUCAAACUACUGUGUGCAUCAGCAGAGUUUUGCUGGCAUCUAAUGAGGAAAAUUAGGUACUGCGCCCAAACAAAAUCUUACUGAAAGCUAUUUUUUUAAGAUAUCAACUUCAAAUUUGGAAUUGAACUUGUUUAGAUUAAUGGAUUUGAUUUUCUAGCAGUUAUAGAGUUUGACAUGUUUCAUAAAAUAUAUUUUUUAUAUAAAAUAUUGUUCAUAAACCAUUUUCAUAAAUUUAAACCUCUAUAUC